Molecule: messenger RNA, 930 nt
Organism: Lodderomyces pseudojiufengensis
Lineage: Eukaryota; Fungi; Ascomycota; Pichiomycetes; Serinales; Debaryomycetaceae
Exons: 1
Coding region: 1-930 (309 amino acids)
Source: RefSeq, a predicted model, not a curated record
AUGCAUCUAAGAUCAAAUAUAUUGUUAAUACUUGCAUCACUUACGUGUGUGCUCAGCUCACCUACAACUCCUUACAAUGAUACAAUUGAAUUAGCUCAAGGUCCAGGAAAUUUUAAUGCAGACCAGGUGGAAGAUAUAUUGAUUGCUUUGCAAGACUUUAAUGCUCAUCAACAUGGCACAGGAUUUAUAACUAGUGCAAGAUCAAAACCAAGAUCAGAGGACUUAAGUACUAGAUCGGAUUGGCCGUUGUUGGAUAAAAUUUUGACAAUGAUAGAUAAUUCUGGUAUUGCAAUCACUGUUAUAGAUUAUGUUUUAUUAAAACCAGAGUUACUAGACCUUACGAUAAAUACCACAAUUUGGGUUAUCAGAUUAAGAUUGAUAAAUUUGACUAAUUUGUUGAUUGCAUUAAGAAAAUCUGGAUUAGUGAUAGAAACUUUGACAUUAAGCUUAAAUGAUCCAGAUAUCUUACCUGGAUUAAUUUCAAUUACAAAAGAAGUUAUAAAACAAGGUGGUCUCAAAGUGAAUUUGUUUAAUAAAAGAGAAGAAAAGACUGCUUUACUUCAAAAUAACAUAGACAUUGAACAAGAAACUUCACCAACAAAGGAUCUUAUAACAUUAAGUAAAAGAGAAAGUUAUUUAUUAGAUCAAUUGUUUUUGUCAUUAAGAGAAUCUGGUUUAGCUAUAGCUGUAGUCCAACAUAUUUUAACAUCACCUCAAUUAGUAUCUGCAAAUGCACAUUUUGUUGUUUCAAUUUUACAAUUGCAUGCUUUGAAUAUUGUUGAUUUAAUAAAUGCUUUGAAAGAAUCUGGUUUACUUACAUCUGUAUUUAAAGAUUUAUUAGGUAAUCCUCAAACGGUAAAGGAUUUCGCUAAAGUUGUGAUGGAUAAGGUCAAAAAGGGUUUAAUUCCUCAAAAAUUGUUUGAUCCUUAA